Polyodon spathula (Mississippi paddlefish) is the source of this 3020-nucleotide messenger RNA. RefSeq names its product TRAF-type zinc finger domain-containing protein 1-like. NCBI's taxonomy places the organism in Eukaryota, Metazoa, Chordata, Actinopteri, Acipenseriformes, Polyodontidae. Bases 485 to 2242 code for a protein of 585 amino acids. The record is from RefSeq and is a predicted model, not a curated record. The transcript is spliced from 12 exons.
CUGCGUAGCGUAGCUACUGUUUCUGCAAACUGAACGAAGUUGGUUCGAUACACAGGAAAGUGGUCGGUGCCAGUUUAGGUUGGGAAUAUAUACUGGUUUAUACGAGGUUGUCAGUAUUAAUUACGAAUUAGUAUUGAAUUUACUGCCUGACUCGAGCAUAUUCGGUCAAGGCAGGAGAUUUUGUACAUUGGAAGGCUUAGCGAGAAAUUGUUUACGUUUUGUUUUUUUGUUUUUUUUUUAUGCCCUGACUUCAAACUUUUAAAAGAGCUUAGUCAUAUUUAACAGUUUCGUUUCUAAAUCGCGAAAUUAAAGUUUACGGAAACACCUGCGAUACCCAAGUGACAAGGCGAGUGGUUUUAUUGUUUACACUGCUGAUUGUUUUGCUUCGUCGCUGGCCGUGUCGUUUACCAGUUUCUUUUUAUUCUCGAGUUUCGAUUUCCCUGCUGCCGGAUUCAGCGUGUAGGAAACAAACAAAACGGAGAACAUGUCUGAGGAAAGCACCCAACUCUGUGCCAACUGCAAGCGUGACAUCCCUUCAGUGAAUUUCACUAUCCACGAGAUUCACUGCAGGAGGAACAUCAGCCUCUGCCAAUACUGCAAGGAGUCGUUUCCCAGAUCUGAAAUGGAGGAGCAUGUGGAAUUGGAGCAUGCACAGGUGGCCUGUAAGUGUGGGAUGAAGAUGGAAAAGAGACAUGUGGAGAAGCAUGAGCUGUCAGAAUGCGGUCUGCGUCUAAAGAAGUGUCAGUUCUGUGAUCUGGAGCUGGCCUUCAAGAAGUGGGGUGACCACGAGGAGUAUUGCGGGGCGCGCACGGAGCCCUGCCCACAGUGCCUGCGCAACGUGAUGGUGAAGGAGCUGAGCACUCACCCAGCGGUGUGUGGCACCCAGCCGGCCGAGGAGAGGAACAACAACCGGGGCCGCAUGGGCACCGAGGAGCUGCUGCCGGGCGUCUGGUUCGAGGCCCACGCCAUCAGGAACCUGCUGCAGGGCGAGGCGGUGCGCAACAGCAACCGCCCCCCCGGGCUCAGGGUCCCCCGACCCCUGGAGAGCAGAGUUCACAACAGCACCUGGGCAGCCGGGGCAGCACUAAGGGGACAGGAGAAGAGAAACACACCCGCCAGGAACAGGAACCAGAAUCAGGUGGCUGAAGAGGAGGGUUUUCAGAGGAACUGCAGGGGACAGACUGGAGUGGAGGGGGGCGGAGAUGAGAAUUCGAACCUGGACUACCUGCUGGCUCUGAGCCUACAGGACGAGAACUGCGAUUACACCAGGGGCCAGGGCACCUGGGCUGACCAGUGGGGAGACAGAUUGACCCAGAUAGCCGAUCCGCUCCUCUUCCCUGACCGUCUGACUGAGCUGAUGCAGCCCCCAGUCCCAACCGUGUCCAGAAAUAAUAACCCCAUUGAGAGAAACACUGAUGAUGCAAUGCUGCCUUGUGAAUUCUGUGAGAAGCUGUUCCCUGAAGAGGACCUCAUUCUGCAUCAGACUGGCUGUAACCCCACGAGUGCCUUUGCCUCCUUCAGCAAGCGGCCUCCCUCCCCCCUUCAGGAGGACAGUCUCUUCACAGAGAGCCCGAGUCCCUUCUACAGCUCCCAGCACCUCACAAGUAAAUUCGCCUCCUUGUCCUAUGGCCCCCCUCCAGGGCCAGCAGAGGGCACUGUGGUCAUUCCUUGUGAAUUCUGUGGUGUUCUCCUUGAAGAUGAUGUUCUCUUUCACCACCAGGAUAAGUGUGACCUUCGACCUGGAACUGCUUGUCCUACGGAAAGGCCAUCUGCCCGGGAGACACUUCCUCCCAAAGUGGAGAACAGGAGGAAGAACUCACCAGAGAUUCAAAGGAGACAAGUCAGACAACAUGGAGAGCUGGGAUCUGCCGGCCUGGAAUAUUUGAUUGAAAAGCCAAGAAACCAAGACAUUCCUGCAGGCGUGAAGCCGUUAAACGGGACCCCAAAUUCCAGGGAUCCCUGGAAACCUGAAUCCAGGACAGGUCCACUGAAUCCGGUUAAGGUGAUAAACACCAGCAAUCGGGAGAGGCGGGGUCCAGGAUGGAGGGAGCCGGCAGUGGGAGUGACUCCAACCAGUGGCACCAGGACUCGCUUCCCAGAGGGCUACGAGCCCAACUCUCCACAAGCCAGCUCCGGCAGACAGGCUCCAGGUGCAAGAACAGAAGAGAGGAGGAACUUCAGAGGCUCGGUCACAACUAAGCCGCACAUCCCCAAAGUGAGAGAUGUGGAAAAGGAGGAAUGACAUCACUUUCCAGCAAGACUCUAGCACUCAAACUCAGGCUGCUUGACUCUGUACAGGCUGUGCAACACAAUCUAAACUGUAAAUAUGUGUGUGUAGAUGUACUUUAUUCUUGCACUCUUAGUGGAUGUAGCUGAAUUGAACAUUUCUGUUGUGUAGUGUAAUAGUUCCGAUCCAGAACCUAUCAAAACUAUUGUGGCGAGGACUCUGACAUUACUGUUUAAUCAAAUCUUAUUUUGUACGUUGUAUACCAAUUGAUUUUUGUAAUAAGUAAUUAAUUGUCAUUAAUCGCAUUAAACAUAUAGUCACUUACUGGGUUAAUCUUUGUACUGGUGUGUCAAUAAGGAGGGACCGUUUCAGCUUACAUGUGUCUCAGUUUGACUCGUACUUUUUCUUUUAAUGCAUAAUGUGUAGAUAGUCGACUCUUAGUUUGUGCCAAAGUCAUGAUGUGACUGUAUGGGAGAGUAUACUUUAAUUACUGAGCCAUUGAAUGCAUUAUGUAGUUCAAGUUGUCAGCUGGACUUUACCCUUUUAACACAACAGUGUGUAACUAUACAGUAAGAUAACCUUCUGUUAAGCAAAUAACAGAAAUGAUCCCAGGUUUUACAUUAAGAGAAUUUAUUGUUUGUGACACAGAAAUCUGAGUUUUUCUCUGUAGAAUCCAUUCAAACAUCACUGUGUUAGGUAUAGAUGUAUACAGGGUAAACAGUAAAGGUUAAGUUAAAUGCAACCAUAAAUAAUUGUAAUAAAUAUUGUAAGUAAAUAUACAGCACACAUUUAA